Molecule: messenger RNA, 623 nt
Organism: Rhinopithecus roxellana (golden snub-nosed monkey)
Lineage: Eukaryota; Metazoa; Chordata; Mammalia; Primates; Cercopithecidae
Gene: GPHB5
Product: glycoprotein hormone subunit beta 5
Exons: 3
Coding region: 114-506 (130 amino acids)
Biological process (GO): regulation of thyroid hormone receptor signaling pathway; G protein-coupled receptor signaling pathway
Cellular component (GO): cytoplasm; extracellular region
Molecular function (GO): hormone activity
Source: RefSeq, a predicted model, not a curated record
AACAGAAGGUAGAGACAUUUACCCAGAGCAAACUUCUACCAUUCAUUGUGACUCCCUGAAAUCUUAGUGCAAGUUUCAGCUCUAAAAGAAGCAUUGGUUCCUGCAAGAUUAGCAUGAAGCUGGCGUUCCUCUUCCUCGGCCCCAUGGCCCUCCUCCUUCUGGUUGGCUGUGGCUGUGUCCUUGGCACCUCCAGUGGGAACCUGCGCACCUUUGUGGGCUGUGCCGUGAGGGAGUUUACUUUCCUGGUCAAGAAGCCAGGCUGCAGGGGCCUUCGGAUCACCACGGAUGCUUGCUGGGGUCGCUGUGAGACCUGGGAGAAACCCAUUCUGGAACCCCCCUAUAUUGAAGCCCAUCAUCGAGUCUGUACCUACAACGAGACCAAACAGGUGACCGUCAAGCUGCCCAACUGUGCCCCGGGAGUCGACCCCUUCUACACCUAUCCCGUGGCCGUCCGCUGUGACUGUGGAACCUGCUCCACUGCCACCACGGAGUGUGAGACCAUCUGAGGCCUGCAUGGUCUGCAGAGCGCAGCUAGCGGUCUCAGCCUCACAGACCCACCUGUGUGAGCAGCACAUGCAGUUAUACUUCCUGGAUGCAAGACUGUUUAAUUUCGACCAUACCCA